AUUGUCAAAGAGAAUUUAGCGGUGUUAAAUGUACUAGUCCGUAGUGCGUGAAAAUAAAUAAAGUUGCAUCAGAUUUACUAGAAUUUUAACAAGAAAAUCUAAGUAAAAACAUUAACGAAAAUGUUAACACGUUUGGCCACCAGACCAAGAAAUUUUUUGGCACGUAACAUUACACAAUUGGUGUCGGCUAACCAAAGAGGAGCGCCCCGUUCAUUGAUACUGAAACAAUUCAAUACACAACUGGAAAGACAACAACAACUAAGGGCUACUUUAGCGACGAGAGUAUGUUCGAGAACAUUUUGCAGUAGUCGCAACAAACAAGAUGAGGAAGAGCUGCUGGAGCAAGAACAAGAUUUCAUUAUCAACAAAGAUCCACAAUUGCCGGCAACCGUAGCCGUACCAGAAGUAUGGCCCCACGUGCCUUUACUGGCCACAAAACGCAAUCCAGUGUUUCCAAGAUUCAUGAAAAUUCUUGAGGUCUCCAAUCCCCAGCUGAUUGAUUUAAUUAGGCGCAAAGUUAAAUUGAAUCAACCGUACGUUGGUGUUUUUAUGAAAAAAGACAACGACAAUGAAGCGGAAAUUGUCGAAAAACUUGAUGAUGUUUAUAAAAUUGGUACCUUUGCCCAAAUAUUGGAGCUGCAAGAUCUGGGCGAUAAGUUGAGAAUGGUGGUGGUGGCUCAUAGGCGUAUAAAAAUAACGGGACAGAUUCUGGAAGAAUUGGUGCCACCAAAAGAAAAAACUACAACAAUACAUUAUCCACUAUUUAACAUAAAAAUGCAAAUACCAGCCGACGAAACAGCACAGACGGGUUCAUCAUCAACUGCAGCGCCAGCAACAGAUGCUGAACGUCGUAAAAUGGCUAGAAAAUCAAGGCCAGCACGUUUGCAAAAGCGAGAAUUAACCCCAGAAACACCUACUGCCGCAACAACAGAAACUACAGUGGAUACAACUAAAACCACUGAUGCUGCAGCAACUACAGAUGUCAAAGCAACUACAGAGACUGAUGCCGAUGCCACUAAAGCUGCUGGAGCUACCACAGAUCCUCAGACUUCAAGCGAACCACUGCCAGUUCUUAUGGUUGAAGUUGUUAAUGUACAACAUGAAAACUUUAAACAGACCGAAGAAGUUAAGGCUUUAACUCAGGAAGUUAUAAAGACAAUACGUGAUAUUAUCACUAUGAAUCCUCUGUACAGAGAGAGUUUACAGCAAAUGUUGCAUCAAAAUCAACGUGUUGUUGAUAAUCCUGUGUAUUUGUGUGAUUUGGGUGCCUCUUUAUCGGCUGCCGAACCUGAGGAUUUACAAAAAAUUUUGGAGGAAAUGGAUAUUCCCAAACGUCUCUUGCUGGCAUUGGGCAUAUUGAAAAAAGAACUUGAACUUUCAAAGUUACAGCAAAAAAUUGGUCGUGAAGUUGAGGAGAAGGUCAAGCAACAGCAUCGUAAAUACAUUUUGCACGAACAACUGAAAGCCAUUAAAAAGGAAUUGGGCAUCGAAAAGGACGACAAAGAUGCCAUCGGUGAGAAAUACCGUGAAAAACUCAAGGACAAAACAGUACCCGAAAAUGUGAUGAUCGUAAUCGAUGAAGAAUUAAAUAAAUUAAACUUUUUGGAAAGUCACAGUUCGGAGUUUAAUGUAACGCGUAACUAUUUGGAUUGGCUGACCUCGUUGCCCUGGGGUGUUACUAGCCAAGAAAAUCUGAGUUUGGAACAGGCUACCGAAAUUCUCGAUAAUGAUCAUUAUGGCAUGGAAGAUAUAAAAAAGAGAAUUUUAGAAUUUAUAGCCAUUAGUCAGUUGAAGGGCUCAACACAGGGUAAAAUUUUAUGCUUCCAUGGACCACCUGGUGUGGGAAAAACUAGUAUAGCUCGCUCCAUUGCUCGUGCCUUGAAUAGAGAAUAUUUCCGUUUCAGUGUGGGUGGCAUGACAGAUGUGGCGGAAAUCAAGGGCCAUAGACGUACUUAUGUAGGAGCCAUGCCCGGCAAAUUGAUACAAUGUUUGAAGAAAACUAAAACCGAAAAUCCUUUAGUGCUUAUAGAUGAAGUUGACAAAAUUGGCAAAGGCUAUCAAGGCGAUCCCAGUUCAGCUUUAUUAGAACUUUUAGAUCCCGAACAAAACGCCAAUUUCCUAGAUCAUUAUUUGGAUGUGCCAGUAGAUUUGUCUCAUGUUCUAUUCAUUUGUACCGCAAAUGUUAUCGACACCAUACCUGAGCCACUGCGCGAUCGUAUGGAACUUAUCGAAAUGUCUGGUUAUGUGGCUGAGGAAAAAGUGGCCAUAGCCCGUCAAUAUCUUAUACCACAAGCUAUGCGCGAUUGUGGUUUGGAAGAUAAACACAUUACCCUUAAUGACGAUGCUUUAAGUACUCUUAUACGCAGCUAUUGCCGUGAAUCUGGUGUCCGUAACCUGCAAAAACAAAUAGAAAAAGUCAUCCGUAAAGUGGCCUAUAAGAUUGUCAAAAAGGAGGGUGAUCAUCAUGAUGUCAGCAAUGAUAAUCUCACUUCAUACUUGGGCAAACAUGUGUUCUCAUCGGAUCGCAUGUACGAAGAGACACCACCCGGUGUUGUUAUGGGCUUAGCAUGGACAGCCAUGGGUGGUUCGGCCUUGUACAUUGAAACAGCGAAACGUAACACCAUUAAACAUUCAAAAGGUGAAAAUACCAGUGGUUCUAUAAAUAUAACAGGUAAUCUGGGUGAUGUUAUGAAGGAGUCGGCACAAAUAGCUUUAACAGUGGCACGUAAUUUCAUGCGUGGUUUAGAUGAGAAGAAUAAUUUCUUAGAAAAUAGCAACAUUCAUUUACAUGUCCCUGAAGGUGCCACACCCAAGGACGGUCCCAGUGCUGGUGUUACAAUUGUAACGGCUCUUAUGUCUUUAGCCACCAACAAACCAGUUAGACAAAAUAUCGCCAUGACUGGUGAAGUGUCGCUAAAAGGCAAAGUAUUACCAGUAGGUGGCAUCAAGGAAAAAACUAUUGCCGCUAAACGCAGCGGCAUUACUUGCAUUAUUAUACCCGAAGAAAAUCGCAAAGACUGGGCUGAAUUACCCUCUUUUAUAACCGACGAUAUUGAAGUACAUUUUGCUUCUGUCUAUGAAGAUGUCUACAAAAUCGCAUUUGACCACACGGAGCAGCAGGCGAAGAAGCAACAGCAGCAACAAUAGGAUUAGUUGAACUUACGAAACAUUUCUUUACUUUUAAUGCUAAGCAUUAUACGAGCGUAUCUUAUUUUAUAAAAUAUACUUUUAAUUUAAUUUUCUAUUCUAUACCAUAUUAUUUGUAUGUUUUAUUGAAUUGUUAUUGAAACAUUGCAAAACAAAAAAACUUAGCUUUUUUUGUAACACUGUUAUUUACUACAACAUAUAAAAUGAUUUAUUUUUAUUUUACAAUUUUAUGUAAACAAAUACUAUAACUGAGUUUAAAUGCCGAUUAUAAAAAACAACAAUAAUAAACAUAAA
This is a messenger RNA of Calliphora vicina (urban bluebottle blowfly), 3441 nucleotides long. It is a transcript of the gene Lon, whose product is annotated as Lon protease. Gene Ontology annotation, biological process: protein quality control for misfolded or incompletely synthesized proteins; mitochondrion organization; chaperone-mediated protein complex assembly. Bases 121 to 3147 code for a protein of 1008 amino acids. Gene Ontology annotation, molecular function: ATP binding; single-stranded DNA binding; ATP-dependent peptidase activity. Gene Ontology annotation, cellular component: mitochondrial matrix. Lineage: Eukaryota; Metazoa; Arthropoda; Insecta; Diptera; Calliphoridae. The record is from RefSeq and is a predicted model, not a curated record. The transcript has 9 exons.